This is a messenger RNA of Penicillium canariense, 1371 nucleotides long. Its product is annotated as zinc metalloprotease. Gene Ontology annotation, cellular component: endoplasmic reticulum membrane. Gene Ontology annotation, molecular function: metalloendopeptidase activity. The coding region runs from base 1 to 1371 and encodes 456 amino acids. Lineage: Eukaryota; Fungi; Ascomycota; Eurotiomycetes; Eurotiales; Aspergillaceae. The transcript is spliced from 5 exons. Gene Ontology annotation, biological process: CAAX-box protein processing. The record is from RefSeq and is a predicted model, not a curated record.
AUGUGGAUUCUUGAGCAACUCACGCGUCUUCUGGACCGUCCGCUCUUCCCAUGGAAGAACGUGCUCGUGGGGUUCUCCCUGGGCCAGUUCAUCCUUGAGGGCCUCCUAUCUCUCCGGCAGUAUAAGGUCUUGCAACAGACAAAGACACCUAAGGUCCUCGAGGGUGAGGUUACCCAGAAGGUUUACGAUCAAAGCCAGGCGUAUGGUCGCGCAAAGGCUAAGUUCAGCUUUGUUUCCGGUCUCUAUGGUCAACUUCAAAAUCUCGUUUUCGUCUACGGCGAUAUCCUCCCCAAGCUCUGGGGCGUUGCGGGCCUCGUGUUGGCACGCUACUUCCCCGGUCGAUUCCAGGGCGAAAUUUCCCAGACACUCUUGUUCAUCUUCGGUUUCAACAUGCUCAGCACUAUCCUCUCGCUCCCGAUCUCGUACUAUAACACGUUCGUGCUCGAGGAGAAGUUUGGUUUCAACAAGCAGACGUUCAAGCUCUGGGUGACGGAUAUGCUCAAGGGUCAGAUGCUGGGUAUUGUGCUGGGAACUCCGAUUAUCAGCGCCGUGCUCAAGAUUGUCCAAAAGACGGGCAACUCCUUCUUCUACUACCUGUGGCUCUUCGGUGUCUUCAUCCAGGUGUUCGCCAUUACGAUCUACCCCGUCGUGAUUCUGCCCCUGUUCAACAAGCUGUCCCCUCUGGAGCCCGGUGAGAUCAAGACCGGCGUCGAGAACCUUGCCAAGAAGCUCAAGUUCCCGCUUUCGGAGCUACAUGUCAUCGAUGGCAGUAAGCGCAGUGCGCACAGCAAUGCUUACUUCUAUGGUCUGCCCUGGAAGAAGCACAUUGUCAUCUACGAUACCCUGCUUGAGAAGAGCGAGCCGCAGGAGGUUGUCGCUGUGCUGAGUCACGAACUCGGCCAUUGGAGUCUUAGUCACACUACUAAGCUCUUUGGCAUUGCUCAGUUCCAUAUGUUCUAUAUCUUCGCCCUAUUCUCCGUCUUCGUCAACAACAAGUCUCUGUACCAAUCCUUCGGCUUCGUCAAGGAGCAGCCCAUCAUGAUCGGUUUCCUUCUUUUCUCCGAUGCCCUGGCACCCAUGGACGCUGUUGUGAAGCUCCUGAUGAACAUUCUCAGCCGCAAGUUUGAGUUUGAGGCCGAUGCCUUCGCUCAGGGCCUCGGCUUCUCCAAAGAGCUCGCUUCUUCGCUGCUUAAGCUGCAGAUCCAGAAUCUGAGCACCAUGGAUGCUGACUGGAUCUACGCCAGCUACCACUACUCGCACCCCAUCCUAACCGAGCGCCUUGCUGCUCUCGGCUGGAAGGGUGGUAAGGUCACCGAUCUCAAGGAGGAGGACAGCGAGAAGCCGGUCAAGGCUGGGGACCGCGAGCUGUAA